Anisakis simplex (herring worm) is the source of this 2943-nucleotide messenger RNA. NCBI's taxonomy places the organism in Eukaryota, Metazoa, Nematoda, Chromadorea, Rhabditida, Anisakidae. The record is from the annotation of a GenBank genome assembly.
AUGGCAAAUGUGACUUCUUCAUCUUCCAUUGAUGAUCAACAAGAACGUCAUUUCAUCGGGGAUCUUCUAAGUGAAGAAGACGUCUUUGGGCAACCUAAUUCUACGCGUAUUGAGAGUUCGCCCAAUUCUGGUUUACCAGCAACAAAUGUGAAUGUGCUGCCAAGUUCAGGCGCAUUAGGUCCAAUUCCGAAUCAGACGUUUUGGCCUGAGCCACCACCACCCUACAGUCCGUAUACGACAACAUUAAAUGGCACAUCGUGUACAAGCAGCACGUCUUCAAUCUCCUCUUCACAAUGGCAGUCGUCAGCCGCUGAAUGGGAUCCGGUCACUGGAGCACCAAUUGAUGCGUAUUUCCAAUUGGGAUCAGGAAUUUCGUAUUCACCGCACACCGGAAUGCCAAUGAUAAAGCCGAUGAUAGCGAAUGGGAAUGGCAUGGGUCAAGUGCAGCAUCAUUACCAUCAGAACUUGUAUCAUCACCACACACUGAUCAACAGUCAUCACUACAACACAUCGUCGAAUCUGAUCACUGGUGUACCUCCACCAGCGGCAUGCCCGCCACCACAAAUCGCCGCCUUAGCGUUGGCUGCGGCUCAUCCGAAUAAUAAUCCAGCAACAGCAAACCAUAAUUACGCUGCAUCGCAAUCAGUCGAUCCCAGUGCAUUGAUCUCAAUGCAUCAUACAAAAAUGAAUGCUGCUGGUGCUGUGCUUUCUUCAACGACACCAUUUAGUAAACACUCGCAAAACAAUCACCCACAAGCAUAAGUUGUCGAACGAGUAGAUAACGAGCAAGUGGCCAUAAAUGCAAAGAGUAAUAAUAACGCUACAGUUAACAUCUCGUCAACGCCAUUAGCGUUAAACACGAAUAAUAAAAGUUAUCGUGAUGCUGCAUCAAGGAAACAACAACAGCAACGUGGGGCUGUUCAAGCUAAUUCAGCAGCAGCCCAACUCAACUUGCGUUUUGCAUCAUCGAACAAUGGCAAUUCAUCAAGUACAAAUGCACAGAACAUGGUGGCUAGAAGAGUGAAUAGUUCACAGCGUACAUCCAGUGAACGUCAAUCAGUUGCUAGUGAUUCAGUGGUUGACUAUUUAGUGAACCAUCAUACCACUUUACUCAGUUCUUCUGAUAACAAUCACCAUAAAUCAAGCAGUAUCGUCAAUUCAACAAAUGCGUAUGCGAAACGUGUGACUGAAAAUGAAUUCCAAAAAAUAACGCAUAAGAAAAAUAAAGGAUGUAAGGGAAAUAAAAAUGAGCAGAUCAUUCUGGAUGAAGAUGGUAUAAGCGGUAACCAAGCCGUAGAUGCGUCGAGUCGUUUUGAUAUUCUUCAAUCACUUGGUAGUCAAUCAGCCACAACGCUGUUACACCAUCAUCCAAAUAUACCAUUGUCAAGAAGAUCCCGAUCAUCUGGUGUUUCUCAGCGCGAUACUCAAGGUGGAGCAGCAAGCAAUAAGUCAUCGCUAAAAGCGUCAUUCUCAUCUUCAACACAGCAAGAUAGUCAAUCAAUGAAAGGCAAUUCGCUAACGUCACAAAUGUUCGACGAAGAAACGAACAGUGAAGAGAUACGACACACUUCGAAUAUCAAUAAAGUGCCGUCCACUCUUUCGCAACGCUCAGUUGCGAAGAAGAUUUUAUUUGGCAAUCGUCGCGAAUAUAAUGAUCAAAACGAUUCUUCACAACGUGCAAGUAUAACUCGUAAGCAACGUGCUGCCGCAAGAAAACGUCAAAAUACUGCAUUUGACUAUUUGCAUUUGAUAUUGCUAGCAAUAUUUUCUUUGCUCAAACGAGCUGCGCAAUGGAUAACAGAUUUGGUGGUUGAUAUUUCAUUGCAACUCAGGGAUAUCACUGUUUAUGCGUUACUGUGGAAUAGUUUGCGUUCGUUAAAUGCGAAAAAAUUGUGGAGUAGUCGAGAGAAUGAACGUGGUGAAUGGGGUUUAAGUGAUAAUAUACAACUUCCAACCACGGGUGACGAAGCGAUGGAACGACUGCUGCGUUGUCAUGGACAAGAUGCUUACGUGGUGUUGGGUUUAAGAGCCGAUUGUGCUGAUGACGAUAUCAAACGUUAUUACAAGCGCCAAGCUGUGCUCGUUCAUCCAGAUAAGAAUCAUUCAAGUGGUGCAGAUGAGGCUUUUAAAAUUCUCUCGAGAGCAUUCGACGCUAUCGGUACACCAGAAGCACGUAACAAAUAUAAUUUAGCUAAUCUUCACAAAAAUCCACUGCACAAAGAAAUGGAAGAACUUUGGGAACGUUUGAGAGAGAAAAUGAAUGAGGCGCGUAAUACGAUGCAUUGUGACUGUGGUAAAAAACAUGCUCGUAUCCCAGUUGAAGGUUGUCGUGCUUCAGAAGCAAGAUAUUGUAAGAAAUGUCGUGUGAGGCAUCCUGCUAAGCAUAAUGACAUCUGGGCUGAGACUCGUUGUGGUGGACUUUGGUGGGUUUAUUAUGCUUGUUUGGAUGGAAUCGUGUAUGAUAUUACUCAGUGGGCUGCUUGUCCGAAUAACCGUCUGAAGCAUAUGAAAGCGAACAGUCACACGGUUCAAUAUCGUUUGAUUAGUACAACAGGAUCGUCUGUCAAUAAAAGUGAUCCAUCGUCGAAACAUAAUAAAAAAAGUGGUCAUCACCAUCACCAACAGCAACAACAACAUGAAUUCAGUGAUUUGGACUAUAUGAAUUCGGAUAUUUUUGGUGGUGCCAAAUCGUCGGAAAUUCGUUGUGGUUGUUCAUCGACAAUGCAGAUGGGAUAUAACGACAGAUGUGGUGCAUGCUAUGGCUCGUCACAUGAGAAGACGAUCGGUAUAAACGCGAACGCUUGUUGUGCUGCAGCUGGCAUCGCUUCACCUUGUUCAUCAUCACAUGCGCAUUCACAACAAGCUUCUUAUAGACCACCAGAUCGACGUGCUUUGGAUGGCGAUCGACCGAGACGUGCUGGUAGAAGACGAAAAGUUAGAUGA